AGUGAGCUUAUAAAAAGCAUAUCUAUGCACACACUCUCCUUGGCCUCUCCUUCACCCUCUCCUCUCCUCUCCCGAAAAGGGAAUCUCAUCGUACCAUCUCCAUAUCCAACCGUAGAUCUCUCUCUUUCUCUGUCUCUCUCUUGUUCCGUCAACUUCUUUUUAUCACUUAAACCCAAAUUCAAACCCUAAAAGGAAAAGAAAAAAAAAAAACUGGUAACAAUUAACCAUGAUAAAAUCCUCAGCUGAACUUCCAGAUUGUUUCUAUCAAAACCAUCCAGUUCUAAUUUCCCCUAUUGUUCCAACCCCAAACCAUUCUCUAUAUCUCUCCAAUCUCGAUGAUCAAAAGUUCCUUAGAUUCUCCAUUAAAUAUCUUUACCUUUUCAAGAAAUCUGUUACUUCAGAUAUCUUGAAAUAUUCACUCUCCAAAGUUCUUGUUGACUACUACCCAUUAGCAGGAAGGUUAAGAACCAGUAGUGAUGAUGAUCAGAAACUAGAGGUCGAUUGCAAUGGAGAAGGUGCUGUUUUUGCUGAAGCUUUCAUGGAUAUCACUGCUGAACACUUUCUUGAACUUUCCAAGAAACCAAACAGGUCUUGGAGAAAAUUGCUUUAUAAAGUUGAAGCUCAAAGCUUCUUGGAUAUUCCUCCUCUUGUAGUUCAGGUAACGAAUCUACGGUGUGGAGGAAUGAUUCUAUGCACCGCCAUUAAUCACUGUUUAUGCGACGGUAUAGGGAGUUCUCAGUUCUUACAAGCGUGGGCCCACGUUACCACAAAACCGAAUCUUGAUCUCCCAUUCUCACCAUUCCAUUCUCGACACGUGUUGAAACCGCGAAAUCCCACACAAAUAACCUUCUCACAUCCGGGUUAUAUCAGAAAUGCCACUAACAAUUUCAAGGACGGUGAACCCAUGGGCCUUAACCAUUAUUUACAGUCUCAGCCACUGGUCCCAGCUUCUUUAACCUUUACCACCUCCCAUAUCCUGCACCUCAAGAGGCAGUGCGUCCCUUCUCUAAAGUGCACCACCUUCGAAACGCUGGCGUCGCACACGUGGCGCUCUUGGGUUAGAUCUUUAGACCUGUCACCUUCACUUAACGUCAAGCUCCUUUUCUCAGUUAACGUCAGGAAAAAGUUAACACCAGCAAUGCCGCAAGGGUACUAUGGGAAUGGAUUCGUGUUAGGGUGUGCCCAGACAGUUGUUAAGGAUUUGGUUACUAAUAAUUUGCAUCAUGGGGUUAAGUUGGUCCAACAAGCUAAAUCAAGUUUAAAUGAUGAUCAUGUGAGGUCCAUGAUUGAUUUGUUGGAGGAUAAAACGGUGAAAACAGAUCUUUCUGCGAGUUUGGUUAUUUCACAGUGGUCAAAGUUAGGCUUAGAGGAUUUAGAAUUCGGAGAAGGAAAGCCAUUGCAUAUGGGUCCUUUAACAAGUGAUAUUUACUGUUUGUUUUUACCAGUUAUCGGCGAUGUUGAUGCGGUCACCGUUCUCGUGUCGUUGCCGGAAAGUGUGGUUGGGAAGUUUGAGUAUUAUAUGAAGGAUGAUUUUUGGGAUAUAGAAGCCAAUGGGUUUCAUGUAGAGGAAAAUGGAUUGAUUUAAAAAAUAUAACAUGCAUAUAUAUUUGCCAUAGUUAUGUAUAUUUAUAUUGAUAUAUAAUUAUUCUACUUAAUAAGAAUACUGAUAGAUACUUAUGUUUGUCUA
Messenger RNA from Jatropha curcas, 1687 nucleotides. RefSeq names its product HXXXD-type acyl-transferase family protein. NCBI's taxonomy places the organism in Eukaryota, Viridiplantae, Streptophyta, Magnoliopsida, Malpighiales, Euphorbiaceae. Gene Ontology annotation, molecular function: acyltransferase activity, transferring groups other than amino-acyl groups. The record is from RefSeq and is a predicted model, not a curated record.